Molecule: messenger RNA, 1418 nt
Organism: Owenia fusiformis
Lineage: Eukaryota; Metazoa; Annelida; Polychaeta; Sabellida; Oweniidae
Source: the annotation of a GenBank genome assembly
AUGGCGUCGUUUUUAAUGGGAAGAAGGGCGAUCUUAUCACUUGGAGGUGCUGGGUCAUUAGGAUAUCUUGCAUAUCGUGCCGACAAAGAGAGUGUACAAGCGCGCCUAGGAACGACUAAUAUUCAUUUGAAGUACCCAGCUUCUGCAAAUUUCCCUGAACUCAGCCAACACAACAACACAAUGGCAAAAUGUCUUACCCCUGCCAUUUAUGCUAAAUUGAGGGAUAAGGCUACUCCUAAUGGUUGGACUCUCGAUCAAUGUAUUCAAACAGGUGUUGACAAUCCUGUUCAUCCCUUCAUUAAAACCGUUGGAAUUGUUGCUGGUGACGAAGAAUCAUACGAUACAUUUGCGGAUCUUUUCGACCCAAUCAUCGAAGAUCGACAUGGUGGAUACACGAAAGAUCAAAUUCACCCUACAGAUCUCGACGCAUCGAAAAUACGUGGAGGCAAUUUUGAUGAAAAGUACGUCUUGUCAUCACGUGUACGUACGGGUCGUUGUAUACGAGGUCUGAGCCUUCCACCUGCUAUUUCAAGAGCUGAAAGACGUGAGGUCGAACGAGUUUGUAUCGAUGCACUCGGUUCUCUAGAUGGACAAUUUAAAGGUCAAUAUCAUUCCCUUAGCAAUAUGACCGACGAGGAGCAAGAAAAGUUGAUCAAUGACCAUUUCCUCUUUGAUAAACCAGUGUCUCCGUUGCUCACGUGUGCAGGUAUGGCAAGGGAUUGGCCCGAUGGUCGUGGUAUUUGGCAUAACGCAAACAAAAAUUUCUUUGUAUGGGUAAACGAAGAGGACCAUACGCGUAUUAUCUCUAUGGAAAAGGGAGGAAAUAUGCGUGCAGUUUUCCAACGAUUUUGUGAUGGCCUUAAUAAAGUACAAGGAAGCAUUAAGCGAAAAGGAUGGGAGUUCAUGCAUAGUGAUCAUCUAGGCUACAUCUUGACAUGCCCUAGUAACCUCGGUACUGGCCUGAGAGCUAGUGUUCACAUCAAGCUUCCAAAUGUAGGCAAGGAUCCUCGCUUUGACAAAAUCCUAGAUUGCAUGAAGCUACAGAAACGCGGUACCGGUGGUGUCGACACCCAAUCCACAAAUGGUAUAUUUGAUAUAUCAAACUCCGACAGACUUGGAGUGAGUGAAGUUGAGCUAUGCCAGUUAGUAAUAGAUGGCGUGAAUACCCUGAUCCAGAUGGAACAGCGGCUAGAAAAGCGCAAGUCCAUCGAUGAUCUACUUCCGGCUAGUAUGCGUCCACAACGCAGAGGACGAUUUUCAUAAAUAUUAUUUAGCAUUCAAAUUCUAAACGCAGUUUAAACAAGUAAGGUCUGUUUAUCAAUCUAGUACUCGGCUACGCUUUAGAUUAUGACCUGGUCAUGCAAUUUCUCUCUACAAGAAUAAGUGAACCAUGCAAUCUCUUCUCUCCCUGAAUCAUG